Molecule: messenger RNA, 635 nt
Organism: Microtus oregoni (creeping vole)
Lineage: Eukaryota; Metazoa; Chordata; Mammalia; Rodentia; Cricetidae
Product: 60S ribosomal protein L8-like
Exons: 2
Coding region: 1-600 (199 amino acids)
Biological process (GO): cytoplasmic translation
Cellular component (GO): cytosolic large ribosomal subunit; ribosome
Molecular function (GO): structural constituent of ribosome; RNA binding
Source: RefSeq, a predicted model, not a curated record
AUGACCUGCAAUGGCCAGGAGCCAGUUUUACAAAAUGCGUAUGGGACAGCUAUAGUACCUAGAGGACCUGUUUAUGAAGAAAAAGAGGCAGUCCGUUUCCUAGAUGAGGGAAGACAGGGAUCACGAAAAACCACUUUGGCGAGCGUGCCUGAAGGUACUAUCGUAUGUUGUCUGGAGGAGAAGCCUGGGGACAGAGGCAAGCUGGCACGAGCCUCCGGGAACUAUGCCACAGUCAUUUCCCACAAUCUGGAGACCAAGAAAACGCGAGUGAAGCUGCCUUCAGGGUCCAAGAAGGUAAUUUCCCCAGCCAACAGAGCUCUUGUUGGUGUUGUGGCUGGUGAGGGCAGAAUUGACAAGCCUAUCUUGAAGGCUGGCCGUGCCUACCACAAGUACAAGGCCAAGAGGAACUGCUGGCCACGCGUACAUGGUGUGGCCAUGAAUCCUGUAGAGCAUCCCUUCGGAGGUGGUAACCAUCAACACAUUGGCAAACCGUCCACUAUCCGAAGAGAUGCCCCUGCUGGACGCAAAGUGGGUCUCAUUGCUGCCCGCCAGACUGGGCGACUACGUGGAACCAAAACUGUACAGGAGAAGGAGAACUAGAACUCAGGAGCUAAUAAAGUAUGUCCUUUGGCAAA